UUAACGUGGAGUCUCUCUCUCUCUCUCUCUCUCUCACUCGAGGCCGCGGCGUCAUCGUCUCAUCAUCUUCAUCCGUCGUAUUCGGUGUUCCAAGGGAGAGUUUUUUACAGAAGAAGCAACUGAAAGAAACCACCCGAACUGUAAAACAAGCAAAAACGAGUCCACAGUCGAAAAGCAAAUGACUGUAAAAGCAUCCAAAAGUUGCAAAGAUAGAAAGAAGGCGGAGGAGGAGGGGUGGGUCUGUUUGUAAGUUGCAAAGCAAUGUCACCAAUGCAACAAGAAGACUCCGAGGAGAUGAAGACGACGACUGAGCAGUGGAGAUGGUCCGAAAUGCAAGGACUGGAGCUCGUUUCAGAGGCCCCCUUUAAAGCCACCUCUACUCAGCCAAGAACCCCAUUCCAAGAGAAGGAGAAGGAGAAGGAAUUGGCUGGAGAGAGAAAAAUGGAGGCGGCGAAGAGAGGUGGCUCCGGCAGUGGUGGUGAGGUGGAGAAGCCUGGCGCGGCUCCGCCGUCAUCUGGGUGUGGCGAGCUUUUCCGAUUUGCAGAUGGGUUGGACUGUGUUUUAAUGGCGGUUGGAACGGUUGGCGCCAUUGUUCACGGCUCUUCACUGCCCUUGUUCCUUAGGUUCUUCGCCGAUCUUGUCAAUUCCUUCGGGUCUAAUGCCAACGACGUUGAGAAGAUGACCCAAGAAGUCGUCAAGUAUGCCCUGUACUUCCUCGUAGUUGGAGCAGCCAUAUGGGCAUCUUCAUGGGCAGAGAUAUCGUGCUGGAUGUGGACCGGAGAGAGGCAGUCAGCAAAGAUGAGGGUCAAGUUCUUGGAAGCAGCUUUGAACCAAGAUAUUCCCUACUUCGACACAGAAGUCAGAACCUCGGAUGUUAUUUUCGCCAUCAACACAGAUGCAGUGAUGGUCCAAGACGCCAUUAGUGAGAAGUUGGGUAAUUUCAUACACUAUAUGGCAACAUUCGUGUCUGGAUUUGCGGUGGGUUUCACUGCCGUUUGGCAAUUGGCUCUGGUCACACUGGCUGUUGUGCCCCUAAUUGCUGUAAUUGGAGCCAUCCACACCACGACAUUGGCCAAGCUCUCUUCCAAGAGUCAGGAAGCACUUUCCCAGGCAGGAAACAUUGCAGAACAAACAAUAGCCCAAAUCCGGACGGUUUUGGCAUUUGUCGGCGAAUCCAGAGCCCUGCAGACUUACUCCUCGGCCUUGAAGGUCGCGCAGAAGAUCGGCUACAAGAUUGGCCUGGCCAAAGGAAUGGGAUUGGGAGCAACCUACUUCACAGUCUUCUGCUGUUAUGCCCUUCUACUCUGGUAUGGUGGCUACCUGGUUAGGCACCACUAUACUAAUGGAGGCCUUGCCAUAGCCACAAUGUUCGCAGUCAUGCUAGGUGGCCUAGCUUUGGGGCAGUCGGCGCCGAGCAUGGCAGCAUUUGCCAAGGCCAGAGUUGCAGCUGCAAGAAUAUUUCGCAUAAUUGAUCACAAACCAAGUGUUGAGAGAAAUGGAGAGUCGGGUUUGGAAUUAGACUCUGUUACAGGGCAGGUGGAGCUGAAAAAUGUCGAUUUCUCCUAUCCAUCAAGGCCAGACGUUCCGAUUCUUAGCAACUUCUCCCUUAGUGUUCCUGCUGGGAAAACCAUAGCUUUGGUUGGAAGCAGUGGCUCUGGCAAAAGCACAGUCGUCUCCCUCAUUGAGAGAUUCUAUGAUCCGACCUCAGGACAAAUUGUGUUGGAUGGACAUGACAUCAAGACAUUAAAGCUAAGAUGGUUGAGGCAGCAAAUCGGCCUGGUGAGCCAAGAGCCUGCCCUCUUUGCUACCACCAUCAAAGACAACAUACUUCUGGGAAGGCCCGACGCGUCGCUAGAUGAGGUCGAGGAAGCUGCCAGAGUCGCCAACGCUCAUUCGUUCAUCGCGAAGCUCUCUGAUGGCUUUGACACACAGGUAGGGGAGAGAGGGCUUCAACUCUCAGGUGGACAGAAGCAGAGAAUAGCCAUAGCAAGGGCAAUGCUAAAAAACCCAGCAAUCUUGCUGUUAGACGAGGCGACUAGUGCAUUGGACUCCGAGUCUGAGAAGCUAGUGCAAGAGGCUCUAGAUCGGUUCAUGAUUGGGAGAACGACUCUUGUCAUAGCACAUCGCCUCUCUACGAUCAGGAAGGCCGACCUGGUGGCUGUACUGCAGCAGGGUAGCGUCUCAGAAAUCGGGACUCAUGAUGAGCUCAUGGCCAAAGGCGAAAAUGGUGUCUAUGCAAAGCUCAUCCGAAUGCAGGAAGCAGCUCAUGAAACAGCUCUCAAUAAUGCUAGAAAGAGCAGUGCCAGGCCUUCCAGUGCCCGUAACUCGGUGAGCUCACCAAUAAUUGCGCGUAACUCCUCUUAUGGUCGAUCACCCUACUCACGCCGGCUUUCUGACUUCUCAACUUCCGACUUUAGCCUCUCCCUGGAUGCCUCAUAUCCCAAUUAUCGGCACGAAAAGCUUGCAUUCAAGGACCAAGCUAGUUCCUUCUGGCGCCUGGCAAAAAUGAACUCUCCUGAAUGGGCUUAUGCUCUGGUUGCUUCUAUAGGCUCUGUUGUUUGCGGCUCCCUCAGUGCCUUCUUCGCGUAUGUUCUAAGCGCUGUUCUAAGCGUUUACUACAACCCUAGCCAUGCUUACAUGAUCAGAGAAAUUGGCAAGUACUGCUACCUUCUAAUCGGGGUCUCAUCAGCUGCGCUAAUCUUCAAUACGCUGCAGCAUUUCUUUUGGGAUACCGUAGGAGAAAACCUUACCAAAAGGGUGAGGGAAAAAAUGUUCGCAGCAGUUCUGAGAAAUGAAAUUGCAUGGUUUGACCAGGAGGAAAACGAGAGCUCCAGAAUUGCAGCAAGGCUGGCUCUUGAUGCCAACAAUGUUAGAUCAGCUAUUGGCGACCGCAUUUCAGUGAUCAUGCAGAAUUCGGCACUGAUGCUUGUCGCCUGCACUGCAGGGUUCGUUUUGCAGUGGCGCCUUGCCCUUGUCCUCAUAGCCGUCUUCCCUCUUGUUGUUGCAGCCACUGUCCUGCAGAAAAUGUUCAUGCAAGGUUUCUCGGGAGACCUAGAAGCUGCACAUUCCAAAGCCACACAACUAGCAGCCGAGGCCGUGGCCAAUGUAAGAACUGUUGCCGCCUUCAACUCAGAGUCGAAAAUCAUCAGUCUGUUCGACAGCAACCUCCAAACUCCACUCAGGCGCUGCUUCUGGAAGGGACAGAUUGCUGGUAGUGGGUACGGAAUAGCCCAAUUUGCACUCUAUGGUUCCUAUGCCCUUGGCCUUUGGUAUGCCUCCUGGCUGGUAAAGCAUGGGAUAUCCGAUUUUUCAAAGACAAUUCGAGUUUUCAUGGUUCUCAUGGUCUCCGCCAACGGUGCUGCAGAAACAUUGACCCUGGCCCCCGACUUCAUCAAGGGUGGCCGAGCAAUGCGGUCAGUGUUCGACCUCCUUGACCGCAAGUCUGAAAUUGAUCCGGAUGGCAGAGAUACAGUUCCAGUUCCCGAUCACUUUCGCGGGGAAUUGGAACUCAAGCAUGUAGACUUUUCUUACCCGACCCGCCCUGACAUGCCGGUCUUCCGAGACCUCAACCUUCGUGCACGGGCUGGAAAGACUCUUGCUCUUGUAGGACCUAGUGGUUGUGGUAAGAGUUCAGUGAUUGCACUUAUAGAGCGGUUUUAUGAACCAUCCUAUGGACGGGUCAUGAUUGAUGGGAAAGACAUCCGAAAAUACAAUCUGAAGUCAUUGAGACAACACAUUGCUGUGGUGCCACAGGAGCCAUGCCUCUUUGCCACAACUAUCUACGAAAACAUUGCUUAUGGGCACGAGUCAGCCACUGAAGCAGAGAUAAUUGAGGCAGCAACUCUUGCAAAUGCCAACAAGUUCAUAUCAUCACUACCAGAUGGUUACAAAACAUUUGUUGGAGAAAGGGGAGUUCAAUUGUCUGGGGGACAAAAGCAAAGAAUAGCGAUUGCCCGGGCAUUCUUGAGGAAAGCAGAGAUAAUGCUACUGGAUGAAGCCACAAGCGCGCUUGAUGCAGAAUCAGAAAGGUGCAUACAAGAGGGCCUGGAACGUGCUUGCUCAGGAAAGACCACCAUUGUGGUUGCUCACCGAUUAUCAACAAUAAGAAAUGCCCAUGUCAUCGCUGUGAUAGACGAUGGGAAAGUGGCCGAGCAAGGUUCACACUCGCACCUGUUGAAGAAUCACCCAGAUGGAAUUUACGCUCGGAUGAUACAGUUACAAAGAUUCACACACGGACAGGUUGUGAACAUGGUAUCAGGUUCAAGUUCUUCGGCUCGUCCAAGAGAAGAGGAAGAAAAAGAAGGCUAGUCAAGCAAGGAAGAUUAUAUUAUAGUAUAUAAGGAGCAUAUCUCUUAUACCCCCCCCCCCACCCUUUGGUGAUUUUUUUGUGUCAUGUUGUCGUCUUGCUUUCGUAUAGCAAAGUAUGUGUGAUCAUCAAAUCUAGGACGCAAUAAUAUAUAUGCAUUUUGCUGAAAAUGAUUUGCAGUGUUGUAAUUUGGGUAAAAUGGUGAUGAAACAUGUCCAAGGUUCCACCA
Messenger RNA from Diospyros lotus (date-plum), 4535 nucleotides. Its product is annotated as ABC transporter B family member 1-like. Gene Ontology annotation, biological process: transmembrane transport. NCBI's taxonomy places the organism in Eukaryota, Viridiplantae, Streptophyta, Magnoliopsida, Ericales, Ebenaceae. The transcript has 10 exons. Gene Ontology annotation, cellular component: membrane. Gene Ontology annotation, molecular function: ATP hydrolysis activity; ABC-type transporter activity; ATP binding. The record is from RefSeq and is a predicted model, not a curated record. The coding region runs from base 262 to 4308 and encodes 1348 amino acids.